Molecule: messenger RNA, 5738 nt
Organism: Onychostoma macrolepis
Lineage: Eukaryota; Metazoa; Chordata; Actinopteri; Cypriniformes; Cyprinidae
Product: ovarian cancer G-protein coupled receptor 1-like
Exons: 5
Coding region: 4541-5476 (311 amino acids)
Biological process (GO): positive regulation of Rho protein signal transduction; phospholipase C-activating G protein-coupled receptor signaling pathway
Cellular component (GO): membrane
Molecular function (GO): G protein-coupled receptor activity
Source: RefSeq, a predicted model, not a curated record
ACCCAGGUGGGCAUCUUAUCUGGGGCCCACUUGGGUGGCCCAGCUAGGACCCAGAUGGGUGAACAGGUGGGCAUCUUAUCUGGGGCCCACUUGGGUGAACCCAGGUGGGCUCCCCAUGUGGUUCCCAGUUGGGUAAUUAAUGGGAAAUGUGUGCAUGGGCUCAAAAUGGGCUGCACAUGGGACCCUAUUUGUUUUAUCAAAUAUACAAGUGCAAAAAUAAUUAAUCCCAUGGGGUGAUUACAUGUAUAUAUAUGCACAUAUGUGUCUUUAAAAUUAUUUUUGUUGUUGUUUUGACGCUUGGAUUACUUUAAUCAAAAACAAAAAAAAAUCCCCUCCUUUUUUUUUUAUUACAGUCUAUGAUUCCAAUACUCAUUCUACCCAAUUUUCCACUGACAUUUAGCCAAAAAAAUAAAUAAAAUGCUGUCACUUUAAUUGUGCUGACAACUCGAGAUCUCCCGAGUUCCAUCGAGAUCCCAUUCCCCACGACAUCAAACUACCGCGAGAUGCAGCCCUGCCUCGAUCUGCAUGCAGUGUGGAUCCCGCGAGAUUUCAUUCAGCAAUUCCCAUCCCCCACGCAGCACGCGCUGCAUCGCGCCGACGCCAUUACUGCUCUGCUGUAAUUUUCGAGAGAAGACGUUUGCCGUCAGUGUAACCAAGGUAAGAAUUACAAUUUUAAAACUGAAAUUGUAGAGCAUGUAAUUACAUUGUUUACAAACCAUGAUGUUAACCGAAACAUAGUUUGGCUUUUGUCACGUUAGAAUUUAGACUUCAUACUCAGAUCGCGCCAUAUUUUCCUCUUAUUUCUGGCGCCAAUGUCUAACGUUAAACGAUAAUGCUGUAUUGAUGUUCCCUACGCCCUCUAAAACAAACAAACAAACAAAAAAAAAACACUAAAAAAGCUCAAACUGCAAAGUUUGGCAGCGGGCUGUGUGCUCACGAUACAGGAAGAUUACGACGAUGAUGUGAAAUGGCUUAUAGCAGAGAAGCUAACGUUAGUGUAAAUAAGGUACGUUAGCCUGGGACAGAUCUCCAUCUGAACUGUAAACAAGGCUGUUGUACUUUUAACAAUACAUAAAAUACAAUAAUAGUACAACAAUAUUUAAUAUUUAUCAUGCAAACAGGAGUUUCUGCCUUAUAUAAAUCUGCAACAGUUUGCAUUCGGGUGUUAUUACAAAUCAUACAAAUUGUUAUGACUAUACAAAUGUUUUUGCCUAAAUUAGAAUUUUAAUUUUUUUUAAGUAAUAAGCAUUUUUCUUACAGAAAGUAAUCGGACGGUCUUGGAUGUUGAUGCAGUGGAGCAGAAACUGGCAGACCCCACCUUCCAGAAACAAGUGGUUGCUGUGGUGGUAGAAAUUGGAGGCAGUACUGUGGAUGAAGCCACGAGAAGAAUGAGGACCUAUAUCCGAUACCAUUAUUGUACAUCCUGAAAAAAUGUAAAAAUGGAGAUGACUGCUUAUUUAUUACAAGGGCUUAAAUAUGGAAUUUAAUCUAUCUUUAAUGCUUUUGAUGUGCUUUACAGGAAGCUUGAAAAAAAUUCUCUUAACCAAAUUACCAGAAAAGAGGCAGAAAAGUCAGUGUCGAAGUGGCUAAUCGGUGAUGGGAGGAAACCGUUCUGCGAAGUCACGUAGUAGAGAGCAAGAUAGGGCCGUUGGGAGAGUGAGGACAGAGGUAUGAGGACCUGCAUGGUUGGUUUGUUUGUUUGUGAAAUAAUGUAUUUUAGAGUUUUCAGAUAUGUAUACAAACGAUACAAGUUAUUCCAAAUAAUGUUUGGCAGGAGCUUCACUUUAACUUUUUUUUUAAGAUGCUUAUGUUUUAUAAAGUUGUAAAUACACAAGUUAUAAUAGUAAUGUUUAAAUUAUUCCAAAUAAACUUUGCUUAAAAUCAUGAACUACUGGUUUCUGUUUAUUGAAUACCUUUAGCAUUUUAGUGGAUUUAAUGUAAUGUUUGUAUUUAGGGGUGUACUGUAAAAUAAGGUAACCCAAACAGACAAAUGUUAGCCCAUGUGUAUACUUGUUGUGGCCCAUAAGAGACCUACAUAAGACCUAGCUGGGUCCCAUCACUAACCCAUGUAGGCAGACUCAUAUAGGCACCAAAUGGGAGCUACCUGGUUAACCCUUAUGGGCCCUAUGUGGAGCCCAUCAAGGGCCCAUCAUCAGCCCAUCUGGGCUAACCCAUGUUGGGCCACCAUGGAAACUGAGGACAAAAUUAGCUGGGUCCCAGUUGGGUAGCCCAGAUGGGCCCCAGAUAUCGGCCCAGUUGCAACCCCUAUGGGCCCCACAUGGAUGUGUUGGCUGGGAUCCAACCAACCAGUAAGCGAUGAAACUUCACUCAGCCAGCCUGUCAGCCACCACAGACUCGCCAACCAUCACUCUACCAGCCAGCUAGUCAGCCACCAGUGAUUCAGCAGUUUUCUCUCUUUCAGUCAACAAUACAGCCAAGUUCAGAUAACUCUCCAAUGUUGUGCAUGUCCCAAAGUCACUCCAAAGAACCAGCAGACUCAGAAUCUGUUUUGAGGAGGAACCAACAACUUCACAAUAUGUUAUACAACUGUGCAACUUAAAAGUUAGCAUGUUUAAUAUUGUUGUUUAAAGGCAGGGUAGGUUAUUUGGUUCAAAAUAAAAAAAAAUUUGUAAUGCUGGUUGAAAAUCUCGUCACAUCCCGAUAGCAAUUACUAAGUUUAAGUUUAGUUUUUCUAAAUGUAUUUAUUUGCAGUAGCGUGAUCAGAAUAGUACGCACAUGCCGUACACACUCCACCGGAUUUUUGUAACUGUAAAUACAGUAUAGAUGCAGCUCACACAUGCUUUUAAUUGUUUUUGGUUUGGGCUUGAAUCACAUUGGACCUGUAACAUUUAGAAAAUGUUGUAUUGUACUUUUCUGGAGAAUUUAUGUUCUAAUGUAAAACACUGACUGGUUGAUGGGUCAGGCAAUUAACAUUUAUGUUCAUUUCUUGCAGUUUUACUGAGAGAGAUUUUGACAAAACAAGAAAUGCUUCUUGACCAGCAAAAUACAAUCCUUCGAAUUCUAGUCAACGCAUCGCCCAGGUGCUGUCAGGCAGAAUCCCCUCACUGGGAGGGCUUCAGAUAAAGACAUUGAAAUGAACUUUAUAAAGUGGCUGCACCUGGCCGGAGACCGAGAUGGUGGGAGGAAGGAGAGAAUGAAUAAACAACAGUGCAUUGCUGACCCUAAUUAGACUGUUCGAGUGUUCGCAGGAUUACUGACAGCAACACACUUUCAAGCAACACACUUUUCAAGUUUAAUGUUAUUUGUUCUUAAAAACUGACAAACUCAAAUUUGUCCAUUUAAUAAUUUUUUGAAUGUUAAAUGUGUUGUAUAUUUAAAAAUUAUUCCAAGUCAAAUUUGUCCAUUUAAUUUUUUUUGUUUUGUUUUGUUUGAUUGUUAAAUGAAUGUUUGCUGUAUAUACUUAGCAACUGAUUCCAACUCAACUUUGUCCAUUUUUGUUUUGUUUGAAUGUUAAAUGUAUGUUUUCUAUUCUUAAAAACUGAUUCCAAGUUAUUAAUUUAAUAAUUUUUAGUUUGAAUGUUAAAUGCAUGUCUGUUGUAUAUUCUUAAAAAAAAUUAUUCCAACUCAAAUUUUUUAAGUUAAAUAUGUUUGUUGUAUAUUUAAGAACUUUUUUUAACUUGAUACUGAGUACCUGUUAAGCACAUUUAACCUGCAUUGACAAAAGUAAAUUAUUUUAUUUACAUUUUUGUAGUUGAGCGUGUGAUUUAUUCUCUAGUUAAUAUGACUUUUACAUACAGUAAAUCCUACCAUCAGCCUCAUGUGGGCCACAUUAGGGCAGUGAGGUCUUAACAGAACUCAGCCUUACUGAAAUGAAAUACAAGGCCCACAUAUGGGCCACAUUAAAAUGUAUUACUUGGUUCACGAUAGGCGGAGUUAUGGCACUGCUUUGGUUCAGUUCUGGCUAAAGUACAUGUGGGCCAAUUUUGGGCUGGCGAACACGUACUAAUCUGGGCCACACUUUAGCUGUAGAUUUGGGCCAGAUCCGUGCCAAAGAAAAUUUGCUGACUGGGAGACUUUCCUCAGGCUUUUCAGAAUGACCAUAACAACUUAUAGAUGCUGUGAACGAGAUCGGUCUGCUGGUUAGUCAAGUUAUCCCGUCUCAUAGCACAAAGUCACAUGACUUUUUUUGAUGCGUAUGGAGGAAUUUAUUCGGUAAACGUGUUUCCAUCGUAGUUUAUGCACAUUUUUUCUUACUGGAUAAAAAGUUUAUCCUACUCAAAUAUGCGCAUACAUUUUUUUUCUGUGCAUUUUUAGAAUUUAUGCGUAUCUUGCCGUUUCCAUCCAGGAUUUCCAUCAUUUCAAUUAGAAAUCUUACAGUUAAACUAAAAGUUCACUCACUUUUGAUUAUAUCUCAACUGUUCUCCAUCAGAUCAACAGCGUUCGGAGUGUGUUUUUACGUUGAUGGCCGUGGAAAUUGUGACGCUGUGAAAGUUCUCCUUUGACUUCUCUGUGGAAAAAGAAACACAAAGCAACUGGACAAGUUCUGUCAUAAAUUGCUUCCUCAGGAAUUUGUGAAACAAUGGCACAACAUAACAUCAGCAUCAAUGACUCAACUGCAUCAGAUCAUGAUUUACUUCAACAUGGAACAUGGAAAAGCGAUUAUGCAGAACUUGUGUUUAUCCGUGUCCUUUCAGUCGUUGAGAUUCCAGUCAUGAUCUUAACUCUGAUUGGCUUGUGUUUCAUCAUCAAAUCCCGGCAUGCUGUUUCAGUUUUUGUUAGUAAUUUGAUACUUUCAGAUCUCAUACAGGUCAUUUGUUUGUUAAUAGCAGCAUCAACUACCUCUUCGACACGUAAUCUGACUGUUGAAUAUUACUAUUCUUUGAUGGUGGGUCUGUAUUUUAUGGCAUGUGUGGCUUUUGAACGAUAUCUUCUGGUUUCUCAUCCUAUCUGGUACAGAUCUCACCAGUCACUCAAACUCUCCUGUUUUAUUUCUGUGAUCGUCUGGUUUGUGCUUCUGAUCUUUGUAAUAAUAUGCCCCCAUUGUUUUAAUUUUAAUCAUCUAUCCAUGUGUAUAGCGUGUUUAAUUCCUUACCCCAUAAUCAUUCUCUGUUUUGCUGGCACUUGUCGAGGUCUUUCUCGCUCAAUAUCACUGACUGCUCUUCAGCGCAAAUUAAUUUUGGGCAGUUUGUUCCUGGUGCUGUUGACUUACACAUUUCUCAUUCUGCCUUAUGUGAUUAUGGUAUUUAUGCCAUAUGUUGGUAUAAAACCUCACCAUUAUACACAGUUGCCCAUGUAUGUGAAUCCACUUGCUGACUGUUUUCUGUACAUGUUCAUAAGGUCUGAUGUUCGUAAUAUGAUGAAGUCUGUUUGCUGCUGUCGUAGACAUCAGAGUUUGAAUGACAACCAGGACGAACGCUCUGUAGUGAAUCCACAGAACAGCUGCUGUACUGUAGUGUGCUGUAUUUCAGCUCAAAAGCCUGCAUCUCAUGCACUGAACACCUGCAGCUCAGUUUAACCUGCUGCUAAAUGAGCUGAAAAACACUGUGCUAUAUUUAAUUGAAGUCAGUGUCAGUGAACUUUAUAAAAGUAUAAAAUAUUAAGCAGCACUAGAAAAUGGCAUGGCAAUCUAAAGAGUUUGAUAAGCAGGUAGCUGCGAUACUGUUUUUGUAGAAGUGUGUCGUAUAGAUGACUGUAUUGUUUUUGUAUAUUAAAGAGCUUACUGUUCUUCGGUGUCCUUUUCUGUCUUUACUUAUUUGACUAAUAACUGUUGAUGGUGA